This is a messenger RNA of Alosa sapidissima (American shad), 3273 nucleotides long. It is a transcript of the gene cdkn1ba, whose product is annotated as cyclin-dependent kinase inhibitor 1Ba. Lineage: Eukaryota; Metazoa; Chordata; Actinopteri; Clupeiformes; Clupeidae. The record is from RefSeq and is a predicted model, not a curated record. Bases 1324 to 1914 code for a protein of 196 amino acids. Gene Ontology annotation, biological process: G1/S transition of mitotic cell cycle; negative regulation of cell population proliferation; regulation of cell cycle. Gene Ontology annotation, molecular function: protein-folding chaperone binding; cyclin-dependent protein serine/threonine kinase inhibitor activity. Gene Ontology annotation, cellular component: cytoplasm; nucleus. The transcript is spliced from 3 exons.
UGACGUGUGUGCUUUAAACCACUGGAUGGCAGUAGAGGUGUGCUUGCUGCUAGAGCUACUGUAGACAUACAUCCAUGAUUAUAGCUGCUUGUGUGGGUAUUGACAGGUAUAGCCAGGGAUGUUCAGGUAUUAUGAAAGAGAAACAGCCUUGUCAAAGAAAGCUGCUGGUUGAUAAUAUUUUGGCAACAUCUUAUUUUGUUAAUUAUUUGGUGAUUCAUGCAGCACAGUGGUAACAAUGUAAUCAGGUACUAAGCCAUUUAAUGAUUCCUGGAUUACAGACGAGUACAGACAUGGUAAAGUUUGACUUAAUUAGUUUCAGGUGGGUGUUUGUAGCAUGUGAGCAGUUGCCAAUACUUGUACGUGAUACAUAGUGCCAAAGUCUGCCAGAGAUAAGAUUGUUGCCAACUAUGACAUAGCCCCAAAGACUGCUGGUUAGAUUACUUGUGAAACAAAGGUGAACUAGGUGAUGACAUAAUGCCUCCUGACUUUUCCAGGGAGGUAUUCCAGAUACAUGGUUUGGGACUAACCGGCAAGUUAUUUCAGAGUAACAAACACUUCUAAAGAGAAAUCGGCUUUAUUUUGCUUGGAGAACAAAGUCGUAGGGCUCCACUAGGUUAGUCAGUCACAUGCUUGGAAAACAUGCCCCAGGUUAUACACAUGCAGUUAUGGUGUUGAUCCCCAAGGAAGCUCACAGGGUUUAAUGAGGGAAGAAGUGCAUAGUUUUGCCACUUUGGUGAAACGAUACACGUUUAAAAGCAUGUCAGCAAACAGCAGCGCACAGACUCCACACAAAAGAAACCUCCCGUCUGAGUGGAGUGUUAUUGCUUGUCUGUGGACCAUAGAAAAACAAUUAAUCCAAUGCAAUGGGGAUCGGGAAGUCGAGCAGCAUCAAAACAACAAAGUCACCAAAGUUUAGUGGAUACGUAGUCUACAUGUUCGCCUUAAAAUGGGCGGUGCCUGUAUUCUUAUCCAAUGAAUAUCGUUCUCUAUUUAAAUAGCUUUUGCUGUCAGUCUAUUUUUCUCAGUCGGUUUCCUUUUCCAUCGCCAUAUUGGCCACUCAGAUGACUUGCCUGUUUUUCUUCGCUCUUACUACGAGACUAAACUGACAGGACAGCCCUGUUCAGCUGCAGUUUGUUUUCAAGUUCAAGUGAUCGUAAGCUACUGCACGCAUUGCCACACACUGAAGGGAGUUCGCCUGGAUCGUAUAUAAUUUGGCCAUGUACGCAUUGGCCUUAAUGUGGGCUUUAAACGGUUAUUGUGGCAAUAAGUGUUGGUAAUCUCGGACUCUGUUGGUUACAUAAAUUGACGCACGGACAUUUUCAUAUGUGGAAAAUGUCAAAUGUUCGUCUUUCUAAUGGAAGUCCAACGCUGGAAAGGGUGGAUUCUAGAUCGACUGAUCUCACCAGGGACCCCGUCUGCAGAAAUCUUUUCGGACCUGUUGAUCAUGAAGAGUUUAAGAAGGAUUGUAAGGAGCAGAUGCAAGAGAUGACAAGAGCAUCCACCGAGUCAUGGAGUUUUGAUUUCGCCAAUAACGAGCCUCUAUCUGAUGGGAAAUUCGAGUGGAGCGAGGUGGAUGGCAGAGCCGUUCCCGAAUUUUACACCAGACCUCCGCGUAUACGCACAGAUUCCUCAGACAGCUUGGAUCAUAACGGGAAUCAUGACUUGAAUACUAUAUUUCCUACUCCGUGUGCGAGUGGAGGAGGGCGCUCCGAAGACACCGACGCUGAUCGGAAUCAACAAGGGUUUUCGGAGACCCGUAACCCAUCAAGGAAACGACAUGCAAGUCAAGAGUCUGCGUGCCGAAGUAAAAGAGCCAACACAAGUUCCAGAGAGGUCGGCCGUAGUCGAGACACGACAGAUCUUGUAGAACAGACGCCUAACAAAUCUGGUCCAGGACCUAACCACGAACGUUAGCUUUCAAAGACCUAACAAUUCCUACCUUUUCCAUGAAACACUUGGUGCUUGAAGAAGCAAUGAGGAACUGCAGUGGGAAAAGACUCAUAGCCCUACAUGAAAAUGGGAGGGCUUGUAUAAGCACUGAUUUUUUUACACUAAAGUUUUAGCACUCAAAGGAAUACAUUUGCCUCAAAAGCAAACUAUGUAGCAGUGUGCAAUUGGAUUUUGUCCUUUUUUGCUCAGUUUUUUUUACUACCUAUCUAUAAAUAUUUGUUUUAUAUGUAGCACAUACAAAGUAAUAUUGUGUACUUGUAAUAUUAUAAAGUUUUUAUUACAGUGUGUGACUUGAAGAAUUGCAGUGCAGUUUUAAAAUGUCUCCCCAAAUUGCUGUUGGUCCUUCCAAUGGAGGGUUCUCCUGUUCAGGUAAUUAUUAGUUAGAUAUUGACAUCAGGGUUGAAAUAUUUUAAAUCAAAAAGUGCCUAUUUCAUGAGUUAAGUGCAGUUAUUAAAAAAAGAGAGGGUUGCCGUUUUUAAGUAGGUCAUAAAAUAGGGAUUGAGGGGCCAUAACCUUUCAGUUACAUUGCCUAGCUCAAAGAUAAAAAUAGUUUACGUAUAAAUUAUGGUUGGUGGCAAGAGGAUUUUAUUUGGGGUUAAAUAUGACUGUGAGCGAAUGACGUUCUGCCAAAGCUUCAAUACAUUGGAAGGAUGGGGUGGGGGUGGCCUGGGUGUGCAGGGGUGGUGUAAGGUUAUAUUCUAUGGUGUAUCUCAUGGAAUAUAAUAGUAUUAAAUCACUGGGAUAUCCCACUAAAUUUAUUUUGUGCCAGUUAUAUUAUAUUAGUUCUUUUAUUUUUUUUUCUAGAAGUCAAAAUCCUACAAGAAAUCCUACUGAGCACUUACCACGUAGCAUACGUCGCCUAUGUGUACAUUCAAAAUAAAUUCAUUUUCAUUUCAUGCAUUAAUCACAGUAGAGAAUGAUAUUGGCUUUUAACACUGGGUUGUGCAUCUUCAAACCACAUUAAUGCAAAGAUGUCAUUGUUAUCACAUUCAUGGGUAUUUGUGUUGAUAAUGUCAUGGCAUUAUGAUUAGAGACGAAUAUAGGGGAGCGAAGACGUUACACUGCUUUUAUUUGUGUACAAUAUUGAAGUUUAUUUGUAUAUAUUUCUAUGUAAGGAAACACUGAGGAAAUUAUACUAACUUAUUUAUGUUAGGCUUAUGUUGUUUAUGACUAUCCAAAGUGGCAUUUGUGCAUUUUUUGUAAGUCCAUAAUUCUCAGAUAUAAAAAUAAAUAAAUUGUGCAAAUUUGCAAACUGAGCCUACUUUUAAAAUGUGGAUUUUGUAUUGCAUGUUUGAAAAAUAUUAAAAGAAUAUCAAAACCUAA